Molecule: messenger RNA, 3054 nt
Organism: Ambispora gerdemannii
Lineage: Eukaryota; Fungi; Glomeromycota; Glomeromycetes; Archaeosporales; Ambisporaceae
Source: the annotation of a GenBank genome assembly
AUGUUUUUGCAUGUUUCUGGUCUUUAUCUUUUCACUCGUGGCUUCUUACUUACUCGUUUGGCAUUAAAUAAUCGAAGCAAUUGUAUAACAACGCCGACAGCAGGUGCUGAAGGAACAACCACAUUUAAUGAAUGCUGGCAAUGGCCACGUUUUAGUAAAGUAGUGUUGAUCGUAAUUGACGCAUUGAGAUUUGAUUUCGCAAUACAUCAUGAAGAUAAUAAAACACAUUCUGAAUUUUAUCACAAUAAACUUUCUAUAUUCAAUAAAUUGCUGACAAAAGAACCCGAAAAUGCCAUGUUAUUCCAAUAUGUGGCGGAUGCACCUACAACUACUCUACAACGGCUAAAAGCAUUGACAACAGGCACUCUUCCCACUUUUAUCGAUGCCGGAACUAAUUUCGCCGGAUCCGCAAUAGAUGAAGACAAUUUAAUAUAUCAAUUAUGGAAGAAUGGCCAAAAUAUUGCAUUUAUGGGAGACGAUACUUGGACAUCGUUAUUCCCUGAGCAACUAGACUCUAAUCACACUUUUCCCUUCCCUUCUUUUAAUGUAAAAGACCUUCACGGAGUAGACGAUGGUAUUCUACAAUUACUGAGUCCCGCGCUUGAGAAAAAAGAUCCCCCAUGGAAAGACGAAGACAGUGAAUGGGAUGUUCUUAUUGCUCAUUUUCUUGGUGUUGAUCAUUGUGGUCAUCGUUAUGGUCCUGAUCAUCCUGCGAUGGCGGCAAAAUUGACACAGAUGAGUGAAAUGAUCGAGAAUGUAAUUGAAUUGAUGGAUAAAUAUACACUAUUACUUGUCAUGGGUGAUCAUGGAAUGGAUUCGAAAGGAGAUCACGGUGGCGAUAGUGAUAAUGAAGUGGAAUCAGCUUUAUUUAUUUAUAGUAAGAAACAACAACUUCUAGAUUCUCAUAUGACAAAAAAUCUUGCGAAUGUUCUUAAACAAUUGGAUGAUAAUUUUCCCGGACAACGUUCUUCGUUUACCGGUCAAUUUGAUCAAUGGCGCUCUAUACCGCAGAUUGAUAUUGUCCCCACCUUAUCAUUGUUACUUGGAUUACCAAUUCCAUACAACAAUCUCGGAUCAGUAAUACCAGAAAUAUUUCUUCUGUUCAAAGAUAAAGAGACUACAAGUAGUAUAAACGAUUCUUGGAAAACUUUAUUGGAUGCUGUUCGACUCAAUGCUCAUCAAGUCUACAGAUAUCUAAAAGAAUAUUCACGUUUACAACCGACUAGCGAAUUAUCCAAAGAAUCUAUACACAUUCUUGAUAAUUUAUAUCAAAAUGCAGAAAAUCAGUAUGAUUUAAUGAGAAAGUCAUUUGAGAUAUCAUCAGAAGAAUUAGAGAACUUGUAUUUGAAUUACAUGAUUUUCAUGCGAGUGGUACUCACCACAUGUCGUCGUAUAUGGGCACAAUUUGAUUUUCCUUUAAUGAUAUCUGGAAUUUCAGUGCUAAUAUUGAGUUGUGUAUGUAUUUUCAUAUAUGUGUUGAGAGACAAUUCAUCAAUUGAGAAAGAAAAUCAAAAAAUAGUUUCACGGGUUUUUACUGGAGGUGUACUUGGAAUUAUAUUUGCAAGAUUAAUUCAUGUUUUACUAUAUCCAGUCAUAAAAGAUUCAAUAUUUACAAGACUAGAUGUUAUGAUAUUUGGAGCCUCAUUUGGAUCUAUCAUCGGAUUCUUUGUGCAUCAUUAUUAUCAUGUGCGAGGUGGUUUGUUCUUUGAAUACAGAAACAAAUUUUCUCUUGUUUCUUUUGACAAAUUUUUGGCAUUACUAUUUCAAAUUUUACACGUUCUCUCAUUUGCUUCAAAUAGCUACACAGUCUAUGAAGAUAGUAUUGUCCUUUUUAUUUUACAGACUUUUGGAAUAUUGACAUUUAUAUCCGGAUUCAAAAAUAAUAUUUACAAUCAUAGUUUAUUACGAAAAAGACAUUUAUUUCUCAGCUCAAUUUUUCUUUUGUUGACUCGGAUUGCAUCCUAUUCUACUAUUUGCCGUGAAGAGCAAAUGCUAUAUUGCACACCUACUUUUUAUGCUAGUGCUUCGACAUCAGUAUCUCCCCCGACUGCUUUAAUAGCUUUAGUAGCCACCGGACCCAUUAUGCCUUACUUCAUUCGAUCCUUAUUCAAUAACACCAAAAGUUAUAAUGGAUUUGCGCCAAUAUGGAAUGAUUGGUUCUUGAGAGCUGGGUUGAUACUCUCAGCUGCUUAUUGGCUCUUAGAUAACAGAAAGUGGGCUCAUGAUUUUAUUGCACGAAUGGCUUUUGGGAUCGCGUUAAUAGUGGGCAAUAUAGCGUGGUGGAAAAACCCAUUAUUUUCGGGCUAUUCAAAUGUGUUUGGCGCUAGUUAUUUUCUUUACUUGACCACAAUAUAUUUGACGGUCAUUAUCACGCAAAAGCCGAUGGGUAGUCUUAUGAUUUCAUUGAUUCUUUUGCAAAUUAUGACUCUUGUGGAAAUUAUUGAUGCAAAACGCGAUGCACAAAAAUUAGGCAAUUCCAUUACUACCACCACUACUUUUAAUACUGGUUUCGAAAAUAUACUAGAGAUCACAAUCCUAGGAUUACUUGCAACACAUUAUUUCUUUUCAACUGGUCAUCAAGCAACACUGCCUUCGAUACAAUGGUCUGCGGGAUUUAUAGGAAUCGCCGAACUCAAUUAUAUCAUUUCUCCAAUUCUAGUGAUUAUUAACACAUUAGGGUCACAUAUUUUGGUAUCUAUCGCUGUCCCAUUGAUAGUUUUUUGGAAACUUUCGCCAACCAUUUUUGACGACGAAAAUACAAGGUCACUCUCAUCAUUGAUGAUAUAUUCAAGGCUUUUACGAACAAUCUUAUUAUAUAUAUUGUAUCAGACGUUGAUCGCAGUAAGUACUAGUUUUUGGGCGGGAUGUUGGUUUUCCAGGCAUUUGAUGGUUUGGAAAGUUUUCGCCCCACGGUUUAUGUUAGCUGGUGUUGUAUUGGUUAUUACGGAUUUUUUUAUUUGUGUGGCUGUUUUCUGUACUAGUCGUAAAAUUUUAAUGGAGGUUGAAAAAUUGCUUAAAGUUGUGCUAAGGGUUGAUGAUAUAUCUCUUUAUUGA